GUUGAAGCGAGUUCAGUUGAUAGUUUGCCGGCCUGAAAAAAAGUAACCAAGGGAAAACUGUGAAAUAAUAUCAGCUCUGUUCAUUUUUUAAGAGCUGCUACAAUUGAGAAGUGUUGAUUUCCAAAGUGCUGAAGAAGAAGUGUCACCCACAAUGGCUGCAAAACUGAGAAUCGCAAUUAUUGGACAGAGCAACUUUGCGGCGGACGUCCUGGAGCUCUUGCUGGAGCGUUCGAAUGUCCAGAUCGUUGGAGUCUUCACGAUUCCCGACAAGGGCAGUCGCGAGGACAUUCUGGCGACCACUGCCGCCGUGCACAAGAUUCCUGUCUUCAAGUUUUCGAGCUGGCGUCGCAAAGGUGUUGCCAUUCCCGAGGUCCUGGAACAAUACAAGUCGGUGGGCGCCACCCUGAACGUCCUGCCCUUCUGCUCGCAGUUCAUUCCCAUGGAGGUGAUUGACGGCGCCCCACUGGGCAGCAUCUGCUACCAUCCCUCCAUCCUGCCACGUCACCGCGGAGCCAGUGCCAUUUCCUGGACCCUGAUCGAGGGCGACGAGGUGGCCGGCUUCAGCAUCUUCUGGGCGGACGACGGCCUGGACACGGGACCCCUGCUGCUGACCCGCCAGACAAACGUGGAGCCCACGGAUACGUUGGACACCAUAUACAAGCGCUUCCUGUACCCUGAGGGUGUCAAGUCCAUGGGCGUGGCCGUGGAUAUGGUGGCCAGUGGGUCGGCUCCCAAGAUAACCCAAACGGAGGUGGGUGCCACCUACGAUCCGGCCAUGUUCAAAGCGGAAAAUCAGGUGAUUAAUCUGAAUGCUCCAGCGGAGAAGAUUUGGAACUUUGUCCGAGGUCUGGACUCGGUUCCCGGAGCCUUAGCUACUGUUUUGCAAGAGGAUGGCUCGGAGGAGGAGAUCCGCCUUUUCGGAGCUCAUCUGUACUCCGCGGGCCCCGUAACAAAUGGCCAGCGAUUGAAACUGAAGGGUCUAAGCAAGUCGGCCUGGAUCCACAGCGCUGGCCUCCUCAUCGAAGGAACCGAUGGGGCCUUCGUCAACAUUCGCCGGAUCAAACGCGGCUCCAAGGUGAUCAGUGCCAGUGACUUCUUCAAGCAGGCCGAGCACCAGCCCAUCACCGACUUCACUGAGGAGGAGCUGGGCAAGCGCACCUUGUUGGCCGGAAUUUGGACGGCCAUUCUAAAAGCAGACAUCGAAUCCUCCACGGAUUUCUUUGCCGCUGGCGCCGGCUCCAUGGACGUGGUGCGUCUGGUGGAGGAGGUGAAGGAGGUCUUCGAUGUGCCGCUGGAGAACGAGCAGGUUUUCAUGGCACCCGUCUUCGAGGAGUUCUUCGAUCAGCUGGUGAGGAUUCUCCGCCAGGGCAGCGGCGCCUCGGGGGGCCAGCAGCUGGACUUCAAGGGCUUCACGCUGAGGGCCAACAAACGGGUGAUCCAAGUGCCCAGCCAGCUGUUCAUCAACGGCGAGUUUGUGGACGCCGAGGGUCAACGCACCUUGGACAUCAUAAAUCCCAGCAAUGAGGAAGUGCUCUGCCAGGUGGCUUGCGCCUCCUCCGGCGACGUGGACAAGGCGGUCCAGGCGGCCCACACUGCCUUCAAUGGAUCGUGGAAACAGAUCACGGCCAGGCAGCGUGGCCAGCUGAUGCUCAAGCUGGCCGAUCUCAUGGAGCAGCACAAGGAGGAACUGGCCACCAUUGAGUCCGUGGACUCGGGAGCAGUCUACACACUGGCCCUGAAGACCCACGUCGGCAUGUCCAUCGAUGCGUGGCGCUACUUUGCCGGCUGGUGCGACAAGAUCCAGGGCAGCACGAUUCCGGUUAACCCGGCGAGGCCCAACAACGUGCUGACCUUCACCCGCAAGGAGCCCAUCGGUGUCUGCGGCCUGAUCACGCCCUGGAACUAUCCCCUGAUGAUGCUGUCCUGGAAAAUGGCCGCCUGCAUUGCCGCCGGCAAUACAUGCCUGAUCAAGCCCGCCCAGACCUGCCCCCUGACGGCUCUGAAGUUUGCCGAGCUGACUGUCCGGGCUGGAUUUCCUCCGGGAGUGAUCAAUGUCCUGCCUGGCAAGGGAUCGGAUGCCGGCCAGGCUGUCGCCGAUCAUCAACUGGUCCGCAAGCUGGGCUUCACCGGCUCCACGCCCAUUGGCAAACACAUUAUGAAGUCCUGCGCCGACUCCAAUCUCAAGAAGUGUUCUUUGGAACUGGGCGGCAAGAGUCCGCUGAUCAUCUUUGCCGAUUGCGAUAUGGACAAGGCAGUCAAACACGGCAUGUCUUCGGUGUUCUUUAACAAGGGUGAGAACUGCAUCGCCGCUGGCCGGCUGUUCGUAGAGGACAGGAUCCAUGACGAGUUCGUCAGGCGCGUUCUCAAGGAUCUGCGCACCAUGACCAUCGGCGAUCCGCUGAACCGGUCGACGGCCCACGGACCUCAGAACCACAAGGCGCACUUCGACAAGUUGCUGGAGUUCUGCCAACGCGGAGUGGACGAGGGUGCGCAACUGGUGUACGGGGGAUGCCGAGUGCCCAAUCUCAAGGGAUACUUCUUCACUCCCACGGUGUUCACGAACGUAACGGACGACAUGUACAUUGCCCAGGAGGAGUCCUUUGGACCCAUCAUGAUAAUCUCCAAGUUCAAUGGCAGCGACGUUGAUUCCCUGAUGCAGCGCGCCAAUCGCACGGAGUACGGCCUGGCCAGUGGCGUCUUCACCAAGGACAUCGGCAAGGCUCUCAGCUUCGCCGACCGCAUCGAUGCAGGCACUGUGUUCAUCAACGUUUACAACAAGACGGACGUGGCCGCUCCCUUCGGGGGCUUCAAGCAGAGCGGCUAUGGCAAGGACCUGGGUCAGGAGGCGCUCAACGAGUACCUCAAGACCAAGUGUGUGACUGUUGAAUACUAGUUAUGUUUGACGACUUAAGGGAAGGAGAGGAAAUGAAAUCCCAAAAGGGCUAAGCCCAAGAAUAAAAAGACUUAAUAAUUUGCUUAGCUCAUAGUUAAACGAUUGUACUGAACC
Drosophila takahashii is the source of this 3007-nucleotide messenger RNA. Its product is annotated as cytosolic 10-formyltetrahydrofolate dehydrogenase. Gene Ontology annotation, cellular component: cytoplasm. Lineage: Eukaryota; Metazoa; Arthropoda; Insecta; Diptera; Drosophilidae. The record is from RefSeq and is a predicted model, not a curated record. Gene Ontology annotation, molecular function: formyltetrahydrofolate dehydrogenase activity; aldehyde dehydrogenase (NAD+) activity. Gene Ontology annotation, biological process: biosynthetic process; one-carbon metabolic process; 10-formyltetrahydrofolate catabolic process.